Messenger RNA from Macrobrachium nipponense, 1738 nucleotides. RefSeq names its product DBH-like monooxygenase protein 1. The record is from RefSeq and is a predicted model, not a curated record. Lineage: Eukaryota; Metazoa; Arthropoda; Malacostraca; Decapoda; Palaemonidae. The annotation marks the transcript as partial. Gene Ontology annotation, cellular component: secretory granule membrane. Gene Ontology annotation, molecular function: dopamine beta-monooxygenase activity; copper ion binding. Gene Ontology annotation, biological process: octopamine biosynthetic process; norepinephrine biosynthetic process; dopamine catabolic process. The transcript has 14 exons.
GCCAGCUGUGAUCGAGGAACAUUGUGGCAUCUUCCACCUUUGAGGCUGGAAAUUUCAACGCGACGCAACCACCAAAAAAAUGGCGACGCUGAAUCUACUCGCCCUAAUCCUGACCCUAUCUCUCGAGGUCAUGGGUCAACCCAUCAAGAUGGCACCUCUGUCCCCCAUGCCAUUGGCCCACGAAAUCACGAUGGACCAGUUGGGUAAAUACAUAGUGAAAUGGACACCACAGGACGUAGAUAUCAUCUUUGAAGUCCACGUAGCUACCACAGGUUAUAUUGGCUUUGGAUUUUCGACCAACGGUGGAAUGCGAGGAUCUGAUAUCAUUGUCGGCGGAGUGGAUGACUUAACUGGAGAGGUCUAUUUAACAGAUCGACACGCAACUGGAAACUCGGUUCCAGAGGUCGAUUCAUCCCAGGACGUCCAGCUUUUGGAAGGAUUCCAGAAUGAGACUCACACAGCCCUCAGGUUUUCUCGUCCUUGGUACACCUGUGAUAGUGAUGGGGAUUUAGAGUUGAAUAAAGAAGACACAGUCCGCCUCAUUUGGGCCUAUGGAGAUUCAGACCCCGUGGAACGAGAUCCUAUGACAAUUAAGUACCAUUCUCAGAAAGGAAGCAAAAGUUUAUACCUGAACGAACCGCGUCUUCGAAUCCCUGACUUGGGAGAGGACGUGAAGACUUGGGAACUAAGGUCACCUAACCUGAGGCUCCCAAAAGAUGUGGCAACCGUGUAUUGGUGCAAACUCUACAAGAUUCCACCUCUUCCUCGCAAGACUCACGUCAUUGGAUAUGUACCCAUCAUCUCCGAGGACAAUAUCCAACACGUGCACCACAUCCUUCUAUACGGAUGUCAUCUGCCGGAGAGUGACAAAUAUUUCGAAAAAUGGAUCGGCGCAGAUGGAGGCCAGUGCUUCGACCCUAAUAUGCCCGUCUCCUGGAAGUACUGCUCAAGUCUCAUGGUAGGCUGGGCUGUUGGAGGUGAAGGAACCUUCACACCAGAACACGUUGGUUUCCCACUGGGAGAGGAGCACGGGGGAGCUACGUACUUCAUGAUGGAGUUGCAUUACGAAAAUCCUAAUCUCAGGAAAGGCAUAGUAGACAAUUCCGGCCUGAGGAUUUACUAUACAGAGAAGCUGCGUGAACAUGAUGCCGGUAUAAUGAUAUUGGGUCUUAACGUGUCACCUAUGCAAAUAAUACCCCCGGGUCAACACUGGCUGAGUAUUGGGCAUUGUAGCAGUGACUGUACUGGCCAACAUCUUCCUGGAAAAGGCGUCAACGUCUUUGGGGCAUUGCUUCAUACACAUACUUUGGGCAGAAAUAUGACCCUCAGACACAUCAGAGGUCAUAAGGAAUUGCCUGUGAUUAUGCAAGAUCUUAACUAUGACUUCAACUUCCAAGAGACCAGGAAUCUCAAAGAGGAAUUGGUCGUAUUGCCCGGAGAUUCCCUCAUUGUAGAAUGUGGACUGGAUUCCACAUCGCGCAGUGGUCCUACUUUCGGAGGAUUCGGAACCUAUCAGGAGAUGUGUCACAGCAUAUUAUACUAUUAUCCCCGGGUGGAUCUGACUAGCUGUUUCUCAGAGCUCUCCGCUAAGUCUCUCUUUGAUGCCCUGGGCAUAAAGGAUGCCAGUACACAACAGGGAGAGAAGCUUGAAUCAUCCCAUGAGUAUGGAAUCGAUCUGGAAGCAGAGACUAUACUAGCAGAGGUGAUAAAGCAAGGGAAUAUGAAAUUCAAAAUUGAA